This is a messenger RNA of Rhodotorula toruloides NP11, 714 nucleotides long. RefSeq lists its product as uncharacterized. The transcript has 4 exons. NCBI's taxonomy places the organism in Eukaryota, Fungi, Basidiomycota, Microbotryomycetes, Sporidiobolales, Sporidiobolaceae. The record is from RefSeq and is a predicted model, not a curated record. The coding region runs from base 1 to 714 and encodes 237 amino acids.
AUGGCGACGCUGGCGGACAGACGGGCGCAAGCUGCCGCGCUCGCUCGCACGACUCGGUUGCUGUACGCCUCCUCGGCGGUUGGCCUCGUUUCCCUCGCCGGCGUCUGCGCCGUGGUCCUUUCAUGGCGGAUGGCAACGACCCAAGGCCAAUGGGUCGCCUUCUCUCUUCUCGCGGCAUGCUCCUUCGGCUGGCUGUGCACGUCCAUCAUCACCAUCGGCUACCUGCAGGACUUGAGGAGGACUCGACUAGCAUGGUUUGCCCUACUGGCCCUUGCGAUCGUUCAUGCUGGCAUGGCCGCUUACUUCGAAGCCGCCUCACUCAAGCUGCGCGAUGGAUUCGUGCAGCGGGUCUGGCUAACCUCGCUUCUCGCAGGUCGGCGCCAUCCUUCCCGUUGCUUCUGCCCCUCUCCUCUUCCUCCCUCGCGGUCUUUCUCGCAUCUCCCGCACUCUCAUACCUACGACACCCUCUUCGACGACGAGGUCCCGCCAGGCUGGCACGUUGCACCCGCCGAACUCGCGCCCGAUUCUUCCGCCUCGGAAUCAGACGAAGACGCGAGACCGGCGCGUCUCGGCCACAGUCGCAAUUCGAGCGGUCCGUCGAUGGAGUGGCAUGAGCUGGGCAGGCUGGGCGGAGGAAGGAGCGUCAAGCACUCGAGCAGGUUGAGCUGGAGUGCGUACCGGGAGAAGCGGAACAGGCGUGCGAUGGGUUCGUAA